Messenger RNA from Formica exsecta, 2415 nucleotides. RefSeq names its product transferrin-like. The coding region runs from base 238 to 2415 and encodes 725 amino acids. Gene Ontology annotation, cellular component: plasma membrane; early endosome; recycling endosome. The record is from RefSeq and is a predicted model, not a curated record. NCBI's taxonomy places the organism in Eukaryota, Metazoa, Arthropoda, Insecta, Hymenoptera, Formicidae. Gene Ontology annotation, biological process: iron ion transport. The transcript is spliced from 10 exons.
ACGGAUCGGGACACAGGCCUCAAGAAGCGUCGCGAAAAAGGCUUAGAAGGACGAAUAGCGUAGAUCUUCCGACCGGUAGGACGAGCAUCGUCACCUGCAUAAAACUGCCGAUUUAUUUUCGUACGAAGAGGCAAACGACACACCUAGUUCCGCUCUUGCCAUCCACGUUAGAAAGAACAUUCAAUCGCUGUGGCAGUUUAUAUCAAACUGUUGCUGGAUAUUGUCUUCAGAUCAACGAUGAGAAAUAUCGUUUGGGUUAUUCUGCUUCUUGGGGUUGCACGUGCGCAACAAGAAUAUAAACUCUGCGCACCUGUCGAUACUAUAAGUGAUGACGCAUGUUAUGCUCUGCAACGAGGGGAAAGUAAAGUAUCAUGUUUACGCGUAGCGGACAGCGCUGAAUGCGCUAUUCGCUUAGUCCAAGGAGCGGCUGAUUUCGGUGUUUUCAAUGCGGAAGAACUCUUAUUGACAUAUCAAUUCUAUCCGUUGGACAUCCUACCUAUUCUUCAAUUGAGACACAGGGAUAAGCUGGGAGAGGAUUUCGAAUUUCAAACAGUGGCAGUGGUUCCCGCAGAUUUUACGCAAAAAGUCGUUAGUCCUGGUGAACGCCUUAAACAAUUGAAAGGUGGUGGCUUUUGCCAUCCUGGUUUUAGUAAAUCUCAAUGGUGGAAUGAUUACAUUCUCAAAUAUUUUGAAAACAUUGUAAAUCGUCCGCGUUGCCAAGAAAAUGUAACUAUCAUCGAAAAUGAGAUUAGAAAUCUUAAAGAUUUCUUUGGAAAAGCUUGUAGACCAGGCGAAUGGAUCGCUGACAGCUCCUUUGAUCAAGAACUAAAAAAUAAGUAUCCAGAGCUAUGCGAUCUUUGUGAUGAUCGAACAGCUUGUACUUACAAUAAUAUGGAAAAACACGGUCAUUUAGGAGCAUUGGAUUGUCUAACUCAUCGUAAUGGCAAAGUCGCAUAUGUAGCGCUCAGCUACGUUCGUGAAUAUCUCAGAACAAACGCGUCGUUUCAGUUUUUAUGUCCAAAUGGUAACAUUCUUCCUUUAACCACCGAAACUCCUUGUGCGUGGCUUAAACAACCAUGGAGUGUCGUCGCAGCUAGAAAAGAAAUUGCGAAGCCUCUUAAGAAUGAUUUGUUGAAAUGGCUGAAUUCAUCAUUUCCAUUUGGACAUAAAGAAAAUGAUUGGGAAAUUGUUUUAAAUAGAAUUAUACAAGAAGAUAGCCGGGCUAUCGAUCUUAUGGAAAUGUCUCUGGCUACGUACUUAAGUAAAGGAAGAGAAAUUGAUAUCUCAAAUAUUGAGACUUGCGGUAAAACCAUUCGUUGGUGCACUAUUGGUGAUUUAGAGACUAAUAAAUGCACAUGGGUGGCGAAAGCAGCGAGAACUCUUGGUGUGGAACCGAGCAUUUCCUGCAUCAGAUCAAAUUCCACAUUUGAAUGUUUUCGCGAUAUAGCUGAAGAUCGGGCAGACAUAAUCACCAUCGAUUCCAACUAUGGGUAUUUGGCGCGAACCGUUUAUGAUCUAUCAACGGUUCUGUAUAGCGAAACUGAGAUGGACAAGAAUAGCGUGAUAAUCGCGAUAGUGCGCGAAUCUAAGGAUAACAUUUAUCCAAUAAAAAAUUUUUACGAUCUAAAAAAUCGAAAAGCAUGUUUUCCAGAAUACGGCGGAAUUAGUUGGUUAAGUUUCACCAAUAUUGCAAGAACGGAUGGCAUUAUUUCAUCUAAAUCCUGUGAUUAUUCAUUAUUGGUGUCCAAAUUGUUGUCUGGCGCUUGUACUCCCGGAAUAGAAGAUGCCGAUCAUGCGCGCACUGCUAUUUCAGCAGAUGUAUCGUCCAAGCUCUGUUCAGCAUGUCGAUAUCAAAAUAAUACUUCUUGCGCGGUAAACGAAACCAAUCGCUAUUAUAACGACAAAGGAGCCAUGCGAUGUCUCAGCGAAGGAGUAGGCGAUGUGGCAUUCGUCGAGGCGGCAAAUAUCAUCAAGAGCGACAUUGAUCCGUAUAUGUAUCGUAUCUUGUGCAGAAAUGGAAGUUUGGCUGAAUUUCCAGGAUUUAAAUUUGACGAAUUUUGCGCAUUAUCAGUGACAAUUGAUAGCGAACUUGUUGGUCGCAAAAAUGAUACGCAGAUUUCUAGGACGAAUACUGUCUUGGCUUUACUCAAAAUAGAAGAUUGGCUAGGAUAUCGCGUGAGCCCUCGGAGACCAAUUCGCAUUUAUGGCCCAUUCAACAGCACGCUAGAUCUCCUGUUCAAAGAUUCCACAUCCGGUUUAGUUACUACAUCAUCGACGAAGAAAUCAGUGCUUGCCUAUAAAGAGCUAUUUAGUCAUGUAGACGAAUGCUCGACUGGUUCGUUUGUGGCCACUACAAAUUUUGUUCUUGUUGCUCUAAUUACCCUUUAUCACUUUCUUUUCAAUCACAUACAUUAA